ACGUCGUCUGGCGUGCCAAACCACAAUUGCGCAAUGGCACGACUGUUAUUCUUCGUACUGAUCGCUGUGAACGCGUUGCAGCGACCAAUGGCGCCGCCGCGACGGCUGCACUCAAUAGCGCCUGCGCCAGCAGUGGCUGCCCUGCCUGCGCUACCUGCCCUGCCUGCGCGCAAGGCAUCCGUAGUGCUCACCAGCGCGGUCAUGAACGACGAAACAGCGGAAGCACCAAAUGAAAAGCCGGAGCCCCUCUGGAAGAAGUUCGGCGAAGCUGGCGUGAUCGCGUACGUCGGCAUUAACGUGUUCUGGUACGCGAUCGGCGUGAAUUUGUUCCUGCGCGGCAUGCCCAUCAAGCAGGCGGGCGGCGCGAAACUCGCGUACAAGCGGUUCCUCGCCGCGUGGGGUCUGUGCUUCGCCGCGUCGCACAGCCUCGGCCCCGUUCUGCCCGCGGUGCGCGCUGCGGGGGCCGGCGCGCUGAGCCCGCUGUCGUCGGCGCUGCUCGAGCGCGUGCGACGACGGCUCCCGGCGUCGACGCCGCGCUGGGUCGCGCCGUCGAUCGCUUUUAUCGGCCUCUGCGGCCUCUUCGGCGUCCUCUCGUUCUUCACGCUCACGACGGAGCUCGUGCGCGUGGCCGCGGCGGCGUAGUAAUGUACUGGUGGUUAGCCGGGGGUCAGGGGC
This is a messenger RNA of Pelagomonas calceolata, 675 nucleotides long. The record is from the annotation of a GenBank genome assembly. Lineage: Eukaryota; Pelagophyceae; Pelagomonadales; Pelagomonadaceae.